AUGUCGGUGCAGCAGUCUUCCGUGGCCCCCUUGCAGAUCCCUGCGCAGCAGUCACAAAGUCGCUUGCAGACCGGGUAUGCGAGCAACACGCGGCCGGUGAUUGUGUACAAUCCGGAGGUGGACGACGACGAUGGCCUGCGCAACCUGUGCAGCCCACAACUCCACUUCUCCACCCGCACUGCCCGUGACUAUGACAAGGCCCAUGGCUCUGUGCUCGAUGAAACCGAGCGCACCAUGCACCCAAAGACGUGGGGCACACAGGGCGCAGAGUACGCUGCAGCGCACUACGCCAGCGCUCGCGCUGCGGCCACGCGCUCCAGCGGUUACCGUGCGCAGAUCCAGCACACCCUCCCAAAGUCCAAGGAGGUCGAUCCACCAUCGACGCUGACCACGGAGGCAAGGCAGAGUUUCCGUCCAGCACAGCUGUACCCAGAGCACAAAGUCCCGGGCACCGCAGCGGGUGCGCGCGCGACACAUGCGGCCCGAUCCUCUGCCUUUACAAACAACCUGCAAACCAGCGCAUUCGAGCCCUCACUGGAGCCACUCGAGAAAGCAACAGAAACGCGGUCUCGGUUUGCGCAGUCUCCAAAGAAGGAGUUUCGGCUGCCGCCGAUUGUGAAGCAGCCGUCACAGUACGAGUACGGCUAUCGGCCCCGCCCUUUUUUCCUCCCGCCACGAUCAGACCAGGUGUAUGGCGAGCCUGUGAAGAAAGACGUGCCGACAACGGCGCGUCUGGCGCGUUCUGACCCGACAGAGUACUUCAACCGAACAAACACGCGAUCCAACGCAACAUGGACACAGACAAACUUUGGUAACAAGCACCAGGAGGCCAUGGACGAGGGCCACAGGAUGCUCUAUGGCAACAAGCACUUGCUGCAGGACACGCGUGUCAAGAAAUCUGGCUUUGUUCGCAACGUCGACAUCUUCAGCGUUGAGCCUGAUGACGAGAAGGAGCGCUUUCGCACAACAACGCGCAUGAGCUAUGCUGCCCGGCCAUGA
This is a messenger RNA of Salpingoeca rosetta, 999 nucleotides long. RefSeq lists its product as uncharacterized. The record is from RefSeq and is a predicted model, not a curated record. The transcript is spliced from 11 exons. NCBI's taxonomy places the organism in Eukaryota, Choanoflagellata, Craspedida, Salpingoecidae. The coding region runs from base 1 to 999 and encodes 332 amino acids.